This is a messenger RNA of Brenthis ino (lesser marbled fritillary), 591 nucleotides long. The record is from the annotation of a GenBank genome assembly. NCBI's taxonomy places the organism in Eukaryota, Metazoa, Arthropoda, Insecta, Lepidoptera, Nymphalidae.
AUGUUUAAAAAUACUUUUCAGUCCGGUUUCCUGUCCAUUCUUUACAGCAUAGGUAGUAAACCUUUGCAAAUUUGGGACAAAAAAGUUCGAAAUGGGCACAUAAAAAGGAUUACAGACAAUGAUAUUCAGAGCUUAGUGCUAGAAAUCGUUGGAACUAAUGUCAGCACCACCUACAUUACGUGCCCAGCGGAUCCGAAGAAGACUCUUGGUAUCAAACUUCCGUUUUUGGUUAUGAUUAUCAAGAAUCUCAAAAAAUACUUUACAUUUGAAGUUCAGGUUUUAGAUGACAAAAAUGUACGUAGAAGAUUCCGUGCAAGUAACUACCAAUCAACAACUAGAGUAAAGCCUUUCAUUUGUACAAUGCCAAUGCGAUUAGAUGAAGGUUGGAAUCAGAUUCAAUUCAAUCUUGCAGACUUUACAAGGAGGGCUUAUGGCACUAAUUAUGUUGAAACAUUGAGAGUACAAAUACAUGCAAAUUGCAGAAUAAGAAGGGUUUAUUUCUCUGAUAGAUUAUAUUCAGAAGAUGAGCUUCCGGCUGAGUUUAAACUAUUCCUACCCAUCCAAAAUAAGACAAAAACUGCAGUUGCUACU